Messenger RNA from Sphenostylis stenocarpa, 1224 nucleotides. The record is from the annotation of a GenBank genome assembly. Lineage: Eukaryota; Viridiplantae; Streptophyta; Magnoliopsida; Fabales; Fabaceae.
AUGAACGUGGGCGACCUCAACAAGGUAUGGGAGAUCAGAGCUCUGAAGAGGAAACCCGCGGCAGAAGAAGCGACGAAGAUGUUGGAGAAGAUCGCUAAACAGGUCCAACCCAUCAUGCGUAAACACAAAUGGAGGGUCAAGCUCCUCUCCGAGUUUUGCCCUGGAAAUCCAUCUCUCCUGGGUUUGAACGUUGGAGCUGGUAUACAUGUGAAGUUACGGCUACGUAGGCCGAACAGGGAUUUGGACUUUUAUCCGUUUAAUCAAGUUCUUGAUACGAUGCUUCACGAGCUUUGCCAUAAUGCCCAUGGCCCUCAUAAUGCCAACUUCUACAAGCUUUGGGAUGAGCUUAGAAAGGAAUGUGAAGAGUUGAUGACUAAGGGAAUAACUGGCGCAGGAGAGGGGUUUGACCUUCCAGGAAGGCGUUUAGGUGGUUAUUCCCGACAACCUCCACUUCCAUCCCUCCGUAAAACUGCACUGGAAGCUGCAGAAAAGAGAGCACGAUUGGGAUCUCUUCUUCCAUCUGGACCUAAACGUGUAGGUGGUGAUAGUGUUAUAAUGAAAGCCCUUAGUCCAGUACAAGCUGCUGCAAUGGCUGCAGAGCAGAGAUUACAGGAUGAUAUAUGGUGUGGUUCUCAAUCUUCUGAACAUUUGGGUCACGAAGAUGUUGACUAUGAAGAUGAUGAGAACAUUGUGCAUAAGGGGAAAAAUGUGGGAACCUCAAGACUAACAGACGAUGCUGCUCUACCAUCGAAGCUGUUAUCUCAAAAAAGAAGUCAGGAUACCGAUUCAAGUUUACCUGUUGGCUCCUCACCUAGUACUUCUGAGUUUAUAGAUUUGACAAUGGAUACACCAAAAACUGGAUCUAAACGAAGAUGCUGUGGAUCAGAAAACAUUUCACAUUCUCAAUCCAAUUCUCAGGCAGGACCUAGUUUGGGAAAUUUAUCAAGUGUGUCUGUAUCUGGUGAUAAUAGAACAUUUCAUUCUGAAGAAUCUGGAAUGUGGGAGUGUACGAUGUGCACUCUAUUGAAUAAAAGAUUGGCUCCCAUAUGUGAGUUGUGUGGCACUCACCAGCCAAAAGAUGUUACUACCAAAUACAACACUUGGUCUUGCAAAUUCUGUACGUUGGAGAACAAUGUGAAGUUGGAGAAGUGCUCGGCCUGUGAUAGGUGGAGAUACUCUCAUGGCCCACCAGUGUCAACCCUGGCACCUAAUGUUGGUACAUAG